Penicillium angulare is the source of this 2193-nucleotide messenger RNA. RefSeq names its product transcription factor TFIIIC subunit TFC6. Gene Ontology annotation, cellular component: transcription factor TFIIIC complex. The record is from RefSeq and is a predicted model, not a curated record. The coding region runs from base 1 to 2193 and encodes 730 amino acids. The transcript has 2 exons. Gene Ontology annotation, molecular function: protein binding. Lineage: Eukaryota; Fungi; Ascomycota; Eurotiomycetes; Eurotiales; Aspergillaceae. Gene Ontology annotation, biological process: transcription by RNA polymerase III.
AUGCCCGUAGGCCGCAGAUCUGGCCGCAACAAGGGCCCCAGGACGGUUUAUACAGAGGACCCUUUCGUAUCCGCUGGAAUCAGUGAUGAAUCAAGCUCCGAGAAAGAAACACCAGCACCCAAGGGCAAGGAGAGAAUCCGGCAGAACGAAGAUUCUGCAUCCGAAGAUGAAUUUGUAGCUGGUUCAGAUCACGAAAUCGAUGAUGGGGACGAGGGUGAAGAUUCUGCGAACGAAGAAGCCGAAUACGACGAGGAAAUGGGCGAAGCGAAUGAAGAUGACAAUGAAGAUGAUUUUAUGGAAAUAGAUGAAAUCAGCAAUUCUUCCAAGAAGAAAAAAGUUUCAGCUUCAAAAUUGAGCGCAAACGCACUGCAGACAGCCCGUGAUGCUUCAUUUAUCCCGAAGGAUAAGACACACUACAGGGGCAUUCUGGAAACCAGAGAUCAAGUUUCCAAACUAAUGCAUUACAUCUUGACGUAUGGCUCGGAUGAUCGUGACAUGGGCCUUGCAAUUCACAUGCGUGGCCGGUGGCGGUUGGGACGGGACUCUACCUUCCCAACUCGCCUGUCUCUGGAGCAAACUGACGGAGAGUCCGAUUCUCCGCAUGGGUUUAGACUUGGGAUCACCGCAAAAGAUCUUGAAGAAGAGAGGAAUACUGGAUGGGCCUGGUACUGCGACAAGGAGAUCGGUGGAAAGUUCCGAGGAAAGCAGCAACUCGGGAAGAAAAUGAAGGAAGUGGAAGCACGUCAACAAUAUCUACCCCAGCCAAGGCCACAGACGCAUAAAGUGUUGAUGGGGCCAUCUGACUCUCAACAUGCCUUCGAUCUUGGCUACCAUGACUGCAUUGAUCUAAGCCAAGCUUGGGACGACAAACCGCCUAAGAAGAGCACGCAGCCGGCAGGAACGAAGAUGCGGGAGGGUUGGCUUAUCAAUAUUGGGCAGAAAAUUCAAUGUAUGGCAUGGGCCCCCAACCAAGAUGGUUUAUCCCAGUACCUUGCCGUGUCUGCGCCGAUCACAAGUGAACAGAAGAAGAAAUAUCAGACAAAUGCAAAUGAACCCAGCUCAGCGUUUUCCCCGUCGUCACCUUAUCCUGCUGCCAUUCAAAUUUGGGAGUUCACAGCCAAAGCAGUUGGUGAUCAAACACAUACAAUUGACAUGGAUCACAAGCCGCACUUUCGGCUAGCUUUGUGCUCCGAAUGGGGGGACUUGCGACAAAUGGCCUGGUGUCCCAUGGGGCGAGAAAAGCAGAGUGCCACUGCGGACGAGUCAGUGGAUAUCGGCUUGCUAGCUGGUAUAUGGGGAGAUGGAAGGCUGCGAGUAUUGCAAAUCAAGUUGCAACCGCGUUCGGAUGCCCUGCAAAUUGUCAAAUUAGAUUCUUCAGCCUUCGAGGCUUUGCCCCCAUCGGGCGUAUGUACAAGCUUGGCCUGGCUCUCGCCAAGCGACAUUGCAGUGGGAUGUUCAGAUGGCUUUGUUGCUGUUUGGAGCAUCAUACCGUCCUCGGUUCCAGAACCUCGACCUUACUUCUACCAUCCCAUCCACACAAGCUACAUUUUGAAUAUGACCUCCGCCUACCCGACAAACCCGCAUCUCUUAUCAACGAUUUCAGUCGACGGUGAGACCCGUUUAUGGUCCCUUCUCGAGCCUCAAGGUGAUAACACGACCACCUUCCGCGUACGGCUGGCCUCAUCCCAUCUAAGCUACUCCCCCGUUCUCCAAGCUGUAUGCUCCAGCGACGAGAACGAAUAUGCCAGAAUCAUGCCCGUUCGUCGUUUCUUUGUUACGCUUACACCGGGAAAGGUGAACAGCACUGUCUCCGCGAUGGCACCGUGUAGCUUUUGGCACCCCAGCCUCCUCUAUGGCGGGACUGGCGGUGAAGUCGUGGCGACAAACCCAAUGCGACGCAUGCUGUACGGGAAAGAACCUCUGUGGCAACACACGUGGUUCACGCAUGAAUGGAUCUCGGGGUCUGAUGCAAAUAGCCCAGGCGUCAGCCGGUUCUAUGAUGGAUUUCGCGCUGAAAGCCCCGGUGUGAUGAAAGGUGGAGAAUCCCGACCAAUGGGCUUGAGUCUAACCACCAUUUAUGAUGAAGGUACACACGUCACAUCCCUGGCUUGGAAUUCUAACCGCCAGUGUGCCGCUUGGGGCAGCGCAUCGCUGGGCUGUGGGCUAUUGCGGGUCGAGGAUCUGGCCAUUUAG